CGAAAUGACAAGACUUGGAUGGCAAGUGUGGUGUUCUGCUUCUUGAUGUUGUCUUUGGUUGACAUGACAAAGGCAAGUCAAGAUACAGUCACUCAAGCUAAGGAACUUGAGGUUCAAAAGCUUUUGGAUAAGUUGAACAAACCAGCCGUUAAGUCUCUAAAGAGUCCUGAUGGUGACAUAAUUGACUGCGUACAUAUAUCGCAUCAGCCAACUUUUGAUCACCCCAAACUGAAAAAUCACAAAAUUCAGAUGAGGCCAACAUUUCUUCCAAAAGGAAUAAAAAGUUAUCCAGAAUCAAAGACAAUUGAUCAAAUGUGGCACCAAAGUGGAAGUUGUCCUGAAGGAACCAUUCCAAUAAGAAGAACAACAAAAGAUGACAUCAUGAGGGAAAGCUCUUUCCAAAGAUUUGGGAUGAAGGACAACAUGAGCAUCCCUAAUUUGUCUGAAUCACUCUACUCUUCCACAAAUAACCAUGAGUAUGCCACAGCUGAAGUGGUGAAAGAUAUAUAUUAUGGAGCCAAAGCAUUCUUAAACAUUUGGAAGUCGAAUGUUCAACAACGCAAUGAACUCAGUCUGUCUCAAAUUUGGGUCAUGAAUCAAGGUGAUAAUAAUAAUGUGGAGAGCAUCGAAGCUGGUUGGCAGAUCCAUCCAAUGCUAUAUGGGGAUGAUAGACCAAGACUUUUUGCAUAUUGGACGAGUGAUUCAUAUGAACGUACGGGGUGUUAUGAUCUAAAAUGCUCUGGCUUUGUUCAAGUUACCAGUGUAGUAGUACUGGGCGGAACCCUUGCACCAAUAUCUCUCUAUGAUAGUACUCAAUACGGAAUCAAUCUCCUUAUUUGGAAGGAUCGAGGAACUGGGAACUGGUGGCUGCGAUAUCAAAAUAUAGUUGUGGGAUACUGGCCAGCUUCCAUGUUCGAGAGCUUGUCAGCUGAGAGUGCAACAGUAAUACAAUGGGGAGGUGAGGUGAUAAACAGGAAAUCUAAUGGCAGACACACAAGUACAGAAAUGGGAAGUGGCUAUUUCCCUCGUGCAGGGUUUGGGAGGGCAAGCUAUUUCAGGGACCUUUCCGUAGUGAAUGAAAAUUAUUAUCUCAUCAGCCCUAAUUACAUCAGAGGUUAUGCCAGCAAACCUAGGUGCUACGAUAUAGUCCUCAAUGGCUAUUCUAGUGAUUUUGGGGCCCACUUCUUCUUUGGUGGUCCCGGAAGAAACCCAUACUGUCCAAUAUAAGCACUUAAAUGAAGAAGAUAUUAUAUGUAUGAGGACUAUGAAAAGUCUAAAGCUGUCUAUGUGAAGGAAAUAAAGGCACUGUGUCUGUAGCCUUAUCACUGGUACUAUAUAUAAGGCCUCAUGCAAGGGAUAUAUUGUAUGUAAGGCCUGAUAAAAUAAGACUGGCCGGAGAAAAUUUCAAUGCUCUGCACUAUGUAGUAGUGUUUUGUGUGGGCAUUGUAUGAUUUCAUAUUGUAUAAUGUAAUGUUAUUCGGUGUUUGAUUAUGCAUGUCGUGUGAU
Messenger RNA from Prosopis cineraria, 1506 nucleotides. RefSeq lists its product as uncharacterized. NCBI's taxonomy places the organism in Eukaryota, Viridiplantae, Streptophyta, Magnoliopsida, Fabales, Fabaceae. The transcript has 7 exons. Bases 19 to 1227 code for a protein of 402 amino acids. The record is from RefSeq and is a predicted model, not a curated record.